Carassius gibelio (silver crucian carp) is the source of this 1375-nucleotide messenger RNA. It is a transcript of the gene fhl2b, whose product is annotated as four and a half LIM domains 2b. The transcript has 6 exons. Gene Ontology annotation, molecular function: transcription coregulator activity. The record is from RefSeq and is a predicted model, not a curated record. Gene Ontology annotation, cellular component: nucleus; Z disc. Bases 117 to 956 code for a protein of 279 amino acids. Lineage: Eukaryota; Metazoa; Chordata; Actinopteri; Cypriniformes; Cyprinidae.
CUUCAAAAGGGGGAGUAAUCCAAUAAAGAGGAGCACAGGAGUCGCUCCUCCAUCUCUCUUUCAAGAACCAAAGACACACACAGCACAUCACAGGACAGGAAUUGUUUGAAUCCAAGAUGGCAGAACGCUAUGACUGCCACUACUGCAAGGAGUCUUUGUUCGGGAAGAAGUAUGUUCUGCGUGAUGAGAAUCCAUACUGUGUGAAGUGUUAUGAGAGCCUCUACUCCAACACCUGUGAGGAGUGCAAGAAACCCAUUGGCUGCAACAGCAGAGAUCUGUCUUAUAAGGACCGUCACUGGCAUGAUGACUGUUUCCACUGCUUCAAAUGUCACCGUUCUUUGGUGGACAAGCCAUUCUCCACCAAGGACGAGCAGCUACUGUGUACUGAGUGUUACUCCAAUGAGUAUUCCUCUAAAUGUUUUGAGUGCAAGAAGACAAUCAUGCCAGGCUCCAGGAAGAUGGAGCAUAAGGGGAACAGCUGGCAUGAGACCUGCUUUACCUGCCAGCGCUGUCAGCAGCCUAUUGGAACCAAGAGCUUCAUUCCUAAGGACAACAAUAACUUCUGCGUGCCCUGCUAUGAGAAACAAUUUGCACUGCAGUGUGUGCACUGCAAGAAGCCAAUCACCACUGGGGGUGUGACCUACCAUGACCAGCCAUGGCAUAAGGACUGCUUCUUGUGUACUGGCUGUAAGCAGCAGCUCUCUGGCCAGCGCUUCACCUCUCGGGAUGACUUUCCCUAUUGCCUCAACUGCUUCUGCAAUCUGUAUGCCAAGAAGUGCACUGCCUGCACCACCCCUAUUAGUGGUCUGGGAGGCAGCAAAUACAUCUCCUUUGAAGAGAGACAGUGGCACAAUGACUGCUUCAACUGCAAGAAGUGUUUGGUGUCCCUGGUGGGCCGUGGCUUCCUGACGGAGAGAGAUGACAUCCUGUGUCCUGACUGUGGCAAAGACAUCUGAUCAGACAGCGCAGCACUGCAAUUCCUAACAUUUUAUUCUUUUACUAAAUAGCUUAUAUUCUUAAGAGUUCGAUAGCAAAGCUUUCAUCAAAGGUAAUAUACGUAUUUGUCUAAUAAAAGUUAUCUUUAGAUAAUUAACUUUUAAAGGGGACUGUGCAUGCUAAAGCCUAAAAUUAUUAUAAUAUUGUGUCAUGAUUUUGUGGUCUUUAGCCAAACCAAAAGAAACAUAUGCAGUGUGAAAUAAUUUUUAUUUUAGAUAUAGAGACAUAAAGGACAAGGAAUGUUACAUUUUAGUAUACUUGCCUGUGUUACCUUUUUUUUUUGUGACUAACAUUGGUUUUGACUCAUCAAUCAAUAUAUAUCAUUUAUAGCCUGUGUGAAGAAUUUGCUGGAGCACAUAAUAAACUUCUUGAAAAGACA